Messenger RNA from Lolium rigidum, 2131 nucleotides. Its product is annotated as outer envelope protein 64, chloroplastic-like. Gene Ontology annotation, molecular function: protein binding. The coding region runs from base 1 to 1767 and encodes 588 amino acids. The record is from RefSeq and is a predicted model, not a curated record. Lineage: Eukaryota; Viridiplantae; Streptophyta; Magnoliopsida; Poales; Poaceae. The transcript has 13 exons.
AUGGCGUCCUCCACGGCCGCCAACCUCUGGGUGCUGCUGGGCCUCGGCAUCGCCGGCGUCCUCCUGGCGGCGAAGCGCCUCAAGCGCCCCGCGCGCCCGGACAGCGGCGCUUUCGUGUCGCGCCUCGAGCUCCUGCCGCCUCCCCAGCCCCCGCCGCCCCAGGCGCGCCACCCCCUCACCGACCUCUGCUUCGCCAUAGCCGACGCAUUCCAUGUCAGUAGUUACAUAACAAGCUUCGGCAGCCUAGAAUGGGCGAAGACACACGAUGCAGCAACACAAACAUCUCUAGUGGUUUCAACUCUUGUUGAUGGUGGCGCUGUUUGUGUCGGGAAAACUGUUAUUGAUGAGAUGGCAUAUAGUAUCCAUGGUGAGAAUAAGCAUUUUGGUACACCAACAAAUCCUGCAGCUUCUGAUCGAGUACCUGGAGGAUGCUCUAGUGGAUCAGCUGUAGCUGUUGGUGGUGGCAUGGUAGAUUUUGCAUUGGGUAUUGAUUCCAUUGGAGGAGUAAGGGUACCAGGUGGCUAUUGUGGCGUGCUAGCGUUCCGGCCUUCGCAUGCUGUUAUAUCCAACAGUGGUGUUAUUCCUGUCGCACCUAGCCUAGACACUAUAGGCUGGUUUGCAAGGGAUCCGAUUGUACUGCGUCGAGUUGGUCAUCUUCUUCUGAAAUUAUCUUAUACUGAUAUCCGUCUACCUAGACAUUUCUACAUAGCAGAUGAUUGCUUUGAAAUUUCAAAGAUACCUGCAAGAAGGUUAACUCAGGUGGUAACAAAAUCUGUGGAAAAGCUCUAUGGAAGACAAGUCUUGAGUCAUGUGAAUAUUGGAAAUUAUUUGGCUUCAAGAGUACCCUACCUGCGGAACUAUUCAAAUGGGAACAAGAAUGGGGACUCAAAGUUUUCUUCCUUGCAAGCACUUUCUAGUGCCAUGCAGUUGCUUCACAAACAUGAAUUUAGAGAUCAGCAUAACGAGUGGAUAAAGUCGGCUAAGUCUGCUGUUGAUCCUUCCAUAGUUGGUAAUUUGUCUGGUGAUGCUGGUUCGCCUAUUGAUACUGUCCAAGCUGCAAGAAAGGAUGUGCGCUUAGCUCUCAACACACUCCUUAAGGAUGAUGGAAUUCUGGUCAUCCCAACUACUUUGGGUUGCCCUCCAAAAAUUAAUGCCAGGGAGCUCUCAUCUACAAGCUACAAUGCUGAGACAUUAUGCCUUCAAUCUUUAUCUAGUAUGUCAGGGUGUUGUCAGGUUACCAUUCCUGUCGGUGCACAUGAUAAAUGUCCUAUUUCAGUUUCCCUCAUUGCAAGGCACGGCGGUGACCGCUUCUUGCUGGACACCACUCAAGCCAUUUAUGCCACCAUCCAAGAGCAAGUUGAGAUGCUAGCGAAAUCUAACGCUUCAAGUAAAGAGGCCAUGAAUGAAGAAGCUGCUGAAGCUGCUAAAGAGAAAGGUAACAGUGCGUUUAAGGAGAAACAAUGGCAAAAGGCAAUAAAUUUAUAUACCGAAGCGAUCAAAUUAAAUGGCAAGGUAGCCACAUACUACAGUAACAGAGCUGCGGCUUUUCUAGAAUUAGCUAGUUACCGCCAAGCUGAGACAGAUUGCACUAGUGCCAUCGAUAUUGAUCCAAAGAUUGUCAAAGCUUAUUUGCGGAGAGGCACAGCAAGGGAGAUGCUUGGAUACUAUAAGGAGGCUGUCGAUGAUUUUAGCCAUGCCCUUGUCCUAGAACCAAUGAACAAGACUGCUGGUUUAUCCAUUAGUAGAUUAAAGAAGUUAUUCCCGUAGGUGCCAAGCCCAUGGAAUUAUUUCCGAGAAGAUGUGGCUGCUGAUUUUGUGGGCAAACAAGUUCUGCAUUGCUGGGGGAUUGGAAGUACCUGAGCACCACUGAUACAUACAUGGAACACGGCAUAUGCUCUUUCACAAGGUAGAUUAUCAUUGGCAACAGAGCUGUCAUCCGUGGAGUCAGUUUACUCGUCCCUCCCGCGAAGUUUUGAGAAAGCAAAGUAAAGGAUAGGCUUUUGUGGGUCAGUCGAUCAUAGCAACAGUGUCAUCAAAUGUGCUCUACAGGUGUUAUCCAAUCAUGUGAAACAUCGGUUUUGACAAUUAUUUGUUGAAACACCUUGAUUUGCCAAUAAAAUGGUUCUACGUG